UCCACCUCGUCCGUGCCCCGCUCGGUGGACCUGUGGCGUGGGGCGGAUUCCUAGCUCCCCGACUUCUCACGGGGCAGAGGAGGGGAGAUCACCCGGCCGUCGCGCUGAAGCUCUGAGGCCGCCGGGACCCGGCAUGCAGAGGAGAGGCCGGCGCGGGUGAGGCUCAGGGCUGGGCCGCCGGACCCUGGACGCCCAGUGUGGACGCGCCGCGAAGGCGCAGCGCUCGCCGAGGCGUCCGCAGCUGCAAGAGGCUCGUUUGCCCCCGACCCGAGGCUCACGGCCAGCAUGGCCCCCACGCUGCAGCAGGCGUACCGGAGGCGCUGGUGGAUGGCCUGCACGGCCGCGCUGGAGAACCUCUUCUUCUCUGCUGUGCUUCUGGGCUGGGGCUCCCUGCUGAUCAUGCUCAAGAAGGAGGGCUUCUAUUCCAGCAUGUGCGCAGUUGAGAACAUCACCAACAGCACCCAGGACGAGCAGCGCCAGUGGCUGAGCUGUGACCGGCAGGACGAGAUGCUCAAUGUGGGCUUCACCAUCGGCUCCUUCGUGCUCAGCGCCACCACCUUGCCGCUGGGGGUCUUCAUGGACCGCUUCGGCCCCCGGCCUGUGCGGCUGGUUGGCAGUGCCUGCUUUGCUUCAUCCUGCACCCUCAUGGCCCUGGCGUCUUGGGACACUGAAGUUCUGUCUCCAUUGAUAUUCCUGGCACUGUCUCUGAAUGGCUUUGGUGGAAUCUGCCUAACGUUCUCUUCACUCACCCUGCCCAACAUGUUUGGGAACCUGCGCUCCACGGUCAUGGCCCUCAUGUUCGGCUCCUACGCCUCUUCUGCCAUCACAUUCCCGGGAAUCAAGCUGAUCUAUGAUGCUGGUGUGGCCUUCGUGGUCAUCAUGUUCACCUGGUCCGGCCUGGCCUGCCUUAUCUUUCUGAACUGUGCCCUCAACUGGCCUAUCGAAGCCUUUCCUGCCCCUGAGGAAGUCAAUUACACGAAGAAGAUCAAGCUCAGUGGGCUGGCCCUGGAUCACAAGGUGACAGGUGACCGCUUCUAUACCCACGUGACCAUCGUGGGCCAGCGGCUGAGCCAGAAGGCCCCUAGCCUGGAGGAGGGGGCUGACGUCUUCAUCUCAUCCCAGGAUGUUCGUGGCACCUCAGAAAAACUUCCUGAGAGGUCUGUCCCCUUCCGCAAGAGCCUCUGUGCCCCCAUUUUCCUGUGGAGCCUCCUCACCAUGGGCAUGACCCAGCUGCGGGUCAUCUUCUACAUGGCCGCCAUGAACAAGAUGCUGGAGUACGUUGUGACCGGCGGCCAGGAGCAGGAGACGAAUGAACAGAGAGAAAAGGUGGCAGAGACAGUUGGGUUCUACACCUCCAUAUUUGGGGCCAUGCAGUUGUUGUGCCUUCUCACCUGCCCCUUCAUCGGCUACGUCAUGGACUGGCGGAUCAAGGACUGUGUGGAUGCCCCGGCUGACGGCACUGCCCUCAGAGAUGCCAGGGAUAGGGUUGCUGCCAAGUCCCUCAGACCACGCUACUGCAAGAUCCAGAAGCUCACCAAUGCCAUCAAUGCCUUCACGCUGACCAACUUUCUGCUUGUCGGUUUUGGCAUCACCUGCCUCAUCAACAGCUUGCACCUCCAGUUCGUGACAUUUAUCCUGCACACCAUGGUCCGAGGUUUCUUCCACUCUGCCUGUGGAAGCCUCUACGCUGCAGUGUUCCCAUCCAACCACUUCGGGACGCUGACAGGCCUGCAGUCCCUCAUCAGCGCUGUGUUCGCCCUGCUCCAGCAGCCACUCUUCAUGGCCAUGGUGGGACCCCUGAAAGGAGAGCCCUUCUGGGUGAAUCUGGGCCUCCUGCUGUUCUCACUCCUCGGAUUUCUGCUACCUUGCUACCUCUUCUACUACCGUGCCCGGCUCCAGAAGGAGUACAUCGCCAACGGGGUGGGCCCCCUGAAGGUGCUCAGCAGCCCUGAGGCAACGACAUAGACUUCUGAGGCAGAGAGACCUGGACAAUAGGCACCCAAGGCCUAAGCAACCAAAGGGAAUGCCCCAUAUGGCUUUUCUACCUGUAACAUUCUCAUAGAGCCAGGGGCCAUAGAUUUAUAAAUACCAAGAGUUCUAUUUUUGUAAGGACUUGGAAAAAGGAAAAAAAAAAACCCUCCAAAAAAAAAAUCCCCCAAAGCAACGCUCCAUUGACCGAAGCUAGUCUCUGUGCUAGAGGGAUUGGGCCUCCUUCUUCCUUGGAUUGGAGGACACCAGGGUGUGGGAGGCCCUUUCUCCAGGCCUUCGUCCUAGGGCCUGCCUCCUGGUACCCCAUGCAGCUUGUGGGAUCAGCAAACAGGCUACCCUCUAAGGUCCCAGCUGCCAAGAGUGUGCAUGCAUGCAUGUGUAUGCCUGUGUGCGUGUGUGUGACACAACUUUCCCUCAGAAAGAAGGGCCUGAGGUGCUGGCUAUGCCCUGGGUGGGGUGUGGCGGGUAGGCCCCUUCUAGAGGCUGGAGGGCAGGUUCCCUCCCUGGUGCUGCUUCUUGCAGGUCUUAGAGGAAAUAAAAAGGGAAGUGAGAGACUG
Propithecus coquereli (Coquerel's sifaka) is the source of this 2546-nucleotide messenger RNA. RefSeq names its product solute carrier family 43 (amino acid system L transporter), member 1 (gene SLC43A1). Gene Ontology annotation, biological process: transmembrane transport; neutral amino acid transport. The coding region runs from base 286 to 1965 and encodes 559 amino acids. Lineage: Eukaryota; Metazoa; Chordata; Mammalia; Primates; Indriidae. The record is from RefSeq and is a predicted model, not a curated record. The transcript has 15 exons. Gene Ontology annotation, molecular function: L-amino acid transmembrane transporter activity; neutral L-amino acid transmembrane transporter activity.